Gopherus evgoodei (Goodes thornscrub tortoise) is the source of this 1308-nucleotide messenger RNA. RefSeq names its product zinc finger and SCAN domain-containing protein 16-like. Bases 138 to 893 code for a protein of 251 amino acids. The transcript has a single exon. The record is from RefSeq and is a predicted model, not a curated record. Lineage: Eukaryota; Metazoa; Chordata; Testudines; Testudinidae.
UACUGUGCCCGCUGGGAGCUGUAGCCCCAUACCCACAGGAGCGGGAUUUCGAGAGGCUCCGGUGGAGCUGCCAGUUCGUCUCACUAAGAUGGGACCAGGCAACGACCCUGAGGCAUUCCAAGUCAUGUUGGGCCACCAUGCUAGCCCCUUAUUUGAUGGGACAGACACAGAUGGCUUACCAUAACCUUGAUCCCCGAGAGGCCUUGGAGUACCCCCGGGUGAAAGCGGCCAUUUUAGAGCAGACCGGCAUUAGCCCUGAGACGUACCGCCAGCACCUCCAUAAAGAACAGUACCCUCCUGGGGCUCGACCUCGGGCUGUGGCCCAAUGGGUACAGGAUCUCUGUUGGAGAUGGUUGGAGCCAGAAGGCUUGACCGGGCCUCAGGUGGGGGAGAUGGUGGUGCUCGAACAAUUCACCCAGAUUCUCCCGGCAGGAGUGAAAGCGUGGGUGCAACGCCACCAACCGGCAACCUUGUCAGGAGCUGUGGGCCUGAUGGAGGACUACCUGGCGGCUGAGGAAGCCGAGGCACUGCCACGGAGGUCCGGAAACCUGAGCAAGAGAGACAGGCCAGUCAAGAGAAGUCCUCAGGGAGAGGAGGCUCUGGAGUCACUCUCCAACACCCGCCCCACACCCACUAAGCCUCCCAGCCCCAAACCCAGGCACAGAGUCACUCGGACUCGGAUUCAAAGGGAAUGGCCCCACGAGGGGGGUGGAGCCCACCAAGGAAAGGCCUUGGCCCUUGGAAGGCCGGGACCAUUGCGGGAAGUGCGGACAACAGGGACAUUUUCAGCGGGAAUGCCCCUUCAUGGAUUGCAGCUGUGGGCAAGUAUAGGCUGCUGGACACAGAGCCUGGAAAAGGGGGCCAGAAAAAUUAGUAAUCCCUGCGUGGGUUGAGUGGACCCCCACGAAUGCUCUUGUGGACUCGGGAUGCAGUCAGACCCUCUUACAGGAGGGGCUGGUCCUGGACCUUAGACUCUCAGGGGAAAAGAUACACCUACAGUGUGUCCAUGAGGACAUCUGCCCUUACCCCACAGCCUACAUGAGGAUCGAGAUUGGCCAAUGGGAGGAAGUCCUCCACGUGGGCGUGGCCCCCAGAUUGGCUUGGCCUGCCCUGUAGUGCUGGGGCGAGACUGACCAGAAUUUAGGGAGGUCCUCCAGUAAUGUCAACCACCCACUCCACAAAUGGAAGGCGCUACCUCUCCAGGAAGGAGACUGCUCGGAUCCACACCGGACACAGAUACCGGAGAAGGCAUGUCUACGGCGGGGAAGGCGUCCGCCAAUGCCCGACAUCCAUUCAUGGAAGACACGC